Mus caroli (Ryukyu mouse) is the source of this 977-nucleotide messenger RNA. RefSeq names its product crystallin alpha B (gene Cryab). Gene Ontology annotation, biological process: response to heat; negative regulation of apoptotic process; protein refolding. The record is from RefSeq and is a predicted model, not a curated record. NCBI's taxonomy places the organism in Eukaryota, Metazoa, Chordata, Mammalia, Rodentia, Muridae. Gene Ontology annotation, molecular function: structural constituent of eye lens. Gene Ontology annotation, cellular component: cytoplasm; nucleus.
ACAAGGAUGGGGUGGGUGCCACUGGGUGUGGACAGAGAGCUAGUGAAACAAGACCAUGACAAGUCACCGGUCAGCUCAGCCCUGCCUGUGUUUCUCUUUUCUUAGCUCAGUGAGUACCGGGUAUGUGUCACCCUGCCAAAUCCCUGAUCACAAGUCUCCAUGAACUGGCGGUGGGUGAGCUGGGAUAAUAAAACCCCUGACAUCACCAUUCCAGAAGCUUCAGAAGACUGCAUAUAUAAGGGGCUGGCGGGAGCUGCCGCUGAAGGAGCUGACCAGCCGACCGACGCUACAUUCAUCUAGCCACAAUGGACAUCGCCAUCCACCACCCCUGGAUCCGGCGCCCCUUCUUCCCCUUCCACUCCCCAAGCCGCCUCUUCGACCAGUUCUUCGGAGAGCACCUGUUGGAGUCUGACCUCUUCUCCACAGCCACUUCCCUGAGCCCCUUCUACCUUCGACCACCCUCCUUCCUGCGGGCACCCAGCUGGAUUGACACCGGACUCUCAGAGAUGCGUUUGGAGAAGGACAGAUUCUCUGUGAACCUGGACGUGAAGCACUUCUCUCCGGAGGAACUCAAGGUCAAGGUUCUGGGGGACGUGAUUGAGGUCCACGGCAAGCACGAAGAACGCCAGGACGAACAUGGCUUCAUCUCCAGGGAGUUCCACAGGAAGUACCGGAUCCCAGCCGAUGUGGAUCCUCUCACCAUUACUUCAUCCCUGUCCUCUGAUGGAGUCCUCACUGUGAAUGGACCAAGGAAACAGGUGUCUGGCCCUGAGCGCACCAUUCCCAUCACCCGUGAAGAGAAGCCUGCUGUCACCGCAGCCCCUAAGAAGUAGAUCCCCUUUCCUCAUUGAGUUUUUUUUUUUAAAACAAGGAAGUUUCCCAUCAGUGAAUGAAAAUCUGUGACUAGUGCUGAAGCUUAUUAAUGCUAAGGGCUGGCCCAGAUUAUUAAGCUAAUAAAAAUAUCGUUCAGCAACAGA